Messenger RNA from Sebastes umbrosus (honeycomb rockfish), 2039 nucleotides. It is a transcript of the gene c8a, whose product is annotated as complement component 8, alpha polypeptide. NCBI's taxonomy places the organism in Eukaryota, Metazoa, Chordata, Actinopteri, Perciformes, Sebastidae. Gene Ontology annotation, biological process: immune response. The record is from RefSeq and is a predicted model, not a curated record. The transcript has 11 exons. Gene Ontology annotation, cellular component: membrane attack complex. The coding region runs from base 101 to 1891 and encodes 596 amino acids. Gene Ontology annotation, molecular function: protein binding.
UGUGGUUGGUCAAGACUGCAGUGGUAGAAGCCACAACACAGUGGCUGUUUUGUGUUGUGGCAUUUUUAAUCUAAAGGACCAUUUACUACUCAUUUUCAGUAUGGAGACGUUUAUUCAUUUACUGCUGACUUUAUGCACACUGCAUCUGUCUGAGAUGUCAGUUGCAAACACAUCCAAGAGGCAAUGGCCAACUGCUGAUAACAGUUGGGCUCGGAUGAGGAUGGCCAGAGCCGUAAACAGACCAAAUCCCGUCAACUGUAGACUGGGGGUCUGGUCAUCUUGGACUCCUUGUGACUCCUGCACAGACAAAAAGGUCCGUUUCCGAUACAUGGAGAAGCCCUCACAGUUUGGCGGCACACAGUGCUUUGAGACACUGUGGGAGAAGCUGGCGUGUCCGACGGUAACAACCCAGUGUCUGGUGACAGAUUACUGUGGAGAGAGCUUCACCUGCAAAGAAACAGGGCGCUGCAUCAGUCAGUCCCUUCGCUGUAAUGGAGAGUCCGACUGUGAUGAUUUCUCUGACGAGGACGAGUGUGAAGAGUUCAACCUGAGAGAUGACAAGUGUUCCACCAUACUGACGAUCCCUGGUGCUGAACGCGGCACUCAGGGCUACAACAUCUUGACUGGAGAAUUUGUGGAUCAUGUACUUGACCCGAAGUACUUUGGAGGAAAGUGUGAAUACGUCUAUAAUGGUGAAUGGAGGAAAUUCCUCUAUGACGCGUUCUGUGAGAACCUUCACUACAAUGAAGACGAGAAGAACUACAGGAAACCGUACAACUACCAUACCUACCAGUUUGUGGCUCAAGCUUCGUCAGAGGGCACUCAGGAAUACUAUGAAGACAUGAUGAGCAUGCUGAAAGCCAGGAAAACUUCCAGUUCUUCCAAAGGCGGCGCCACAGUUGGGAUCUAUUAUGUGGAAGUGGGACUCAGUGGAAGUCGAGAAUCAGAGUUUCUCAGCAACAUAACACGAUAUAAUAGCCAGGAUGUAGGGUUCCUCAGGCUUUCGUCCAAAGUGCAAACAGCCCAAUUCAAAAUGAGAAGCAAUAAUUUGAUGCUUCAUGAAGAUUUCUACAUCUCACUCAUGGAGCUCCCGGAACAGUACGACUUUGGGAGGUACUCCCGCUUCUUCAGCACAUUCGGCACCCACUAUGUCACAGAGGGAACGAUGGGAGGAACCCUUGAAUACGUGGCGGUUGUCAACAAAACGGCUAUGUCAGAAUCAAAUCUUAAUGCUGAACAAACUGGUAAAUGUUUUGGUGCCACCAUUGGUUUGAGCUAUGCCAUCAGCAGCUCUCAAUCAGUAGACCUCAAAGUGGGUUGGAGACCUUGCAAGAAAGAAGGAGAGUUUAAUCAAGGCAGGGACUCUGACUCCGCUGUGAUUAAGGACAUUGUUACUCUAGUGAAGGGGGGCGUCACACACAGCAGCAGCGGCCUGUUGGCGAUCAGGAACCCUGACACCUACAGGCAAUGGGGAGCCUCCCUCAAAUACAACCCAACGCUCAUCGAAUACGAGACUAUGCCAAUUUAUGAGUUAGUGCGCCUCAGCACAGCUGCUGACCAUGUAGGUGCGAGACUGGCAAACUUGGAGAGGGGCUUCGACGAGUAUCUGCAGCAGUUCGACUCCUGUCGCUGCGCCCCCUGCCAGCACAACGGCAUCCCUGUCCUCACGGGUACCUCCUGUAACUGCAUCUGUAAGUCCGGCUACCAGGGAGAGGCCUGUGAAGAGACUCUCAGGAGAGACACCCUGAGAGAUGGGUCGUGGUCGUGCUGGGGGACCUGGUCAUCCUGUGCAUCGGGGAGGAAGACUCGGACAAGAACCUGUGAUAAUCCUGCACCUGAAGGGGGCGGAACAAUCUGCCUGGGUUCCUCCUCUCAGAACCAGCGAUGUUGAAGUUUUUUUUUAAUGAAUAAAAACUGCUCUUCCACUAUCCUCUGUCUGAGCUCUGAAAAAAAUAUAAUAAAAUGCAUGCAUUUAUCCGGACACACAAGAUGACACUGUAUACUAAAGGUAGCAAUAAAUGUGUGAUGCGCAGACUUUA